This is a messenger RNA of Chaetomium strumarium, 4398 nucleotides long. Its product is annotated as histidine phosphatase superfamily-domain-containing protein. NCBI's taxonomy places the organism in Eukaryota, Fungi, Ascomycota, Sordariomycetes, Sordariales, Chaetomiaceae. Gene Ontology annotation, biological process: inositol metabolic process; inositol phosphate biosynthetic process. The transcript has 5 exons. Gene Ontology annotation, cellular component: cytosol. The record is from RefSeq and is a predicted model, not a curated record. Gene Ontology annotation, molecular function: diphosphoinositol pentakisphosphate kinase activity; inositol hexakisphosphate kinase activity; 5-diphosphoinositol pentakisphosphate 1-kinase activity. Bases 1 to 4398 code for a protein of 1465 amino acids.
AUGGCCCCGCCAGAUCUGAAUCCGGAGGAAUUGAGUCGUCCUAGCGCUAUAGGCGGAGACGGUGAUUGCCCGAAAUCGUCUCCGGACCGGACCACAUCCACGCCAUACACAACCCGCGACUUCGCGAGCGAAGCAACCGAUUCCACAAGUGCCGAAACAACCCAGUACCGCGGGCUUCCCGAGUCUGCCCUCGAGACCGCUCGCUCGUCGAUGUCAAUCUCCGAGGCCCCCGUCGGCAACCGCAUGAGCAUCAGCUCGUUGUAUAGCCUGGCGUCUGUCCGAGGUGUCCCGAGCUCGGCGGCGUCGGUUAGCGGAAGCUUCGUCAUGGAUCCCAGUGGGGGAUCCAAGGCUCUUGUCGCCGCGCAGUCCGAUUCGGGGACGUCCCAUGCAACAGCCGUCCCAAGUAGCCAGGAGCCACCGGGCUCACAGCAGCCCGCGCCUCACGAUGCCCACGCGCAGCAACAUGGCGAGGCGGUCAAGAAGCUACAGCAGGGACAGCAGCAGCAGCCCCAGAAUAGCGCAACCCCCGCGCCGCGCCCGCAGCCCACUAGGUCUAGGAGCCGGGCUAAGCGCAGGUUCAGCGGGAGCACGGGGGCUAGCAGCCACAACAGCCCGAGCGGCGACCGGGCCGGGCUGCACCGGCCGGAAAAGGAGGAGCAGAAGCCGGCGCCCUGGGGUGUCAUUGGCGUGUGUGCGCUGGACGUGAAGGCGAGGAGCAAGCCGAGCAGAAACAUCCUGAACCGGCUGAUACAGAACCGCGAGUUCGACGUCUGUGUCUUUGGGGACAAGGUUAUUCUGGACGAGGGAAUCGAGAAUUGGCCGAUAUGUGACUAUCUCAUUUCCUUCUAUUCCGAUGGUUUCCCCCUGGAGAAAGCCAUUGCCUACGUCAAGGCUCGCAAGCCGUUUUGUGUCAACGACGUGCCUAUGCAAAAGAUACUCUGGGAUCGCCGCCUCUGCCUACGCCUACUCGACCGCAUCGGUGUCCCCACGCCCCAGCGCAUCGAAGUGAACCGCGAUGGCGGCCCGAGACUGCUCACGCCCGACAUCUGCAAGCACAUCCGAGAGGUCAGCGGCAUCACGUUCGAGCCGUUCGACUCCGAGUCAGAGAAGGCCAAGGCGGCGCCCCCUCGCAAGGUGGAGCUGCUGGACGGCGGCGACAUCCUGUCCGUCGACGGCACGCUGAUCAAGAAGCCCUUCGUCGAGAAGCCGACCAGCGGCGAGGACCACAAUAUCAUCAUCUACUUCCCCUCGUCGACCGGCGGCGGUGCCCGCAAGCUCUUCCGCAAGAUCGGCAACAAGAGCAGUGAGUUUGUGGAGGACCUGACAGUGCCGCGAGCCAUCACACAGCCCAACGACAGCUUCAUCUAUGAACGCUUUAUGCAGGUGGACAAUGCUGAAGAUGUCAAGGCGUACACGGUUGGCCCGGCCUACUGCCACGCCGAGACGAGGAAGUCGCCCGUUGUGGACGGCGUUGUCCGCCGCAAUACACACGGCAAGGAGGUGCGCUACGUGACGGCUCUGAGCAGCGAGGAGAAGGAGAUCGCCAGCAAGAUUAGCACCGCUUUCGGCCAGCGGGUCUGCGGGUUUGACUUCCUGCGCGCCGGUGGCAAGAGCUACGUUAUCGAUGUCAACGGCUGGAGUUUUGUGAAGGACAACGAUGAUUAUUACGACCACUGCGCCAACAUUCUCAAGGAGAUGUUCAUGAAGGAGAAGCUACGCCGGGAUGGCCGAACACCUCCCAUGCCGUCUCCUGUGAUUUCCGACGUGGAUCCCAUGUCGGUUCGCGCGAGCCAGGCCAACAAGGAGAGGGAGCACAUCUCGCAGGGCCGACCAAGCAUCGACUACAGCCGAUCAGCUCGCGAGUCGCUGGUCGAACCGGUCCCGAACGUCAAGUCGGACUCCAAGCACGGGAGCAUACCCGCCAGUCCACUUGGGAGCCACUUUCCCGCUGCUGUGCAGGAUAGCACGCCAUCUACUGCGCCGUCGCUCACGACGUCCGCUGCGCCUUCCAUCCGGCCCGAGACCGCGGCUCAGGACGAACAGGAACCGCCUCCGCCACCGCCUCCCAAGCCUAGCUGGAAGCUAAAGGGCGUGGUGUCGGUCAUUCGCCACGCGGACCGCACACCCAAGCAGAAGUACAAGUUCACGUUCCACACCGAGCCCUUCAUUGAGCUGCUCAGGGGCCACCAAGAAGAGGUCCUGCUGAUCGGCGAGCCAGCCCUGGCGAGCGUCAUUGAUGCAGUCGAUCUAGCCAUGAAGGCCGGCAUCGAAGACCGCGCGAAGCUCAAGGCCCUGCGCAACGUCUUGAUCAAAAAGGGCAGCUGGGCCGGCACAAAGGUGCAGAUCAAGCCCAUGUUCCGGAAGAAGCCCGAGCCCAAGACGGCUGAGGCGCAGAAGGACACCCCUGCCAAGGAGGAAGAGCCGGUCCAGACGGACGAGGACGCCGAUAAGAAGGACGGCGAGCAGACCCCUCGCAAGAAGCCUCCUCGGCGACACGACUCGCUCUCGGGCGUCACCAUGUCCAAGUUCACGGCCGCCGAGGAGAGGCUGGUGCUCGACAAGCUGCAGCUCAUUGUCAAGUGGGGCGGCGAGCCGACUCAUUCGGCCCGCUACCAGGCGCAGGAGCUGGGCGAGAACAUGCGCAGCGACCUGGGCCUGAUGAACCGCGAGGUACUCGACGAGGUGCACGUCUUCAGCAGCAGCGAGCGCCGCGUCGUGACGAGCGCCCAGAUCUGGGCGGCGAGCUUUCUUAAGAAGAAGGACGUGCCCGAGGAUUUCAUCACGAUCCGCAAGGACCUGCUGGACGAUUCGAACGCGGCGAAGGAUGAGAUGGACAAGGUCAAGAAGAAGCUGAAGGGCUUGCUGCGCAAGGGCAACGAGCGCCCGCCGCAGUUCGCCUGGCCCGACAACAUGCCCGAGCCGUCCGAGGUGCAGACGCGCGUGGUCCAGCUGAUGAACUUCCACCGCAAGGUCAUGCACCACAACUACGCCAAGCUGUACAGCGGCGUGGUAAACCCGCCCGGCGCGGCUAGUGAUCCGAACCUCCAUGAGAAGGGGCUGGCCGAGGGAGGAUCAUCGGGCGUAUCCCUGUCUUCGCUCGCUUCGGCCGGGUCGUCGCUGUCGCAAAUCAACGCGAUCAGCAGUAUCCAGGCCCGGUGGUGCUGCGGCGAGGACUCGGAGCUGUUCCGGGAGCGGUGGGAGAAGCUCUUUGCGGAGUUUUGUGACGGCGAGAAAGUGGAUCCUAGCAAGAUCUCGGAGCUGUACGACACGAUGAAGUUCGACGCCCUACAUAACCGGCAGUUUCUCGAGUGGGUGUUCACGCCGCCAAAAAGCAUGCUCGAGGACGAGUACGGAAUGUCGCUGAACGGGAACGGGAAGGAGGGCAAGACGUCGCCACCGGCCAAGGACGGAGAGGAGGGUAACGGGCCCAGGGCGGAGGAGAAGCAUGCCUCUGGAAGCAGCCUGGGCGAGAGGAUAGAGAACUCGGGCCACAAGACGGUCAAGCGUAUCUUCCGACGCCGGUCGUUCCUCAAUGGGCCGCGGAAUGGCGGCGGGGCGGAGCCGCCUGAGAAGUACUUCCACCUAUACAAGGGCAACAGUCAGACCAAGGCGAAGACGGACGCGCGGUUCGAGCCGCUGCGCGAACUGUAUCAGCUCGCCAAGGUGCUGUUCGACUUCAUCUGUCCGCAGGAAUAUGGCAUCUCCGACAGCGAAAAGCUCGAAAUCGGCCUCCUGACUUCGCUGCCCCUGCUCAAGGAGAUCGUGCAGGACCUCGAGGACAUGCAGGCGUCGGAUGAGGCCAAGUGCUUCAUCUACUUCACCAAGGAAUCGCACAUCUACACGCUGCUCAACUGCAUCCUCGAGGGCGGCCUCGAGACCAAGAUCAAGCGGGCAACGAUCCCCGAGCUCGACUACCUCUCGCAAAUCUCGUUCGAGCUGUACGAGAUGCCGGCCAACCCGCCCCUCGACGCCGAGGGGAGCCCCGUGUUCAACUAUAGCAUCAAGAUCACCAUCAGCCCGGGCUGCCACGUCUUUGACCCGCUCGACGUGCAGCUCGACAGCAGGCAUUGCAUCGGGUGCGCGCCCCGUCGCAGCUUGACGGCCCAUGCGGAUUGGAAGGUGGUGAUUGAGACGCUGCGAGCCAAGUUCCAUCAGGUGAAAUUGCCCAAGACGUUCCUGGCAGUCAAUCUCUCGGAUGCCUUCUCUUUUCAAGAGAAGCAGCAGCAGAGCGAGGGUGAAGGGCUCGAGAUGAAGACGUCCGACCAGGAAGGAGAGAAACUUGGAGAACCUGAAGCAGCCGACCCGGUCGCCACCGCAGCGACCACUGCGGACACUUCGACGGAGGAGAGUACACUGCAGACGCCCAAGGCGGAGGGAGAAGGUGCGGAAGGCGUCUGA